GGUGAGGCUGGUAGUCAUCUGGGCAUGCUCGAGGGAGAGAGGCCUGGAACACCAUGAGGCCCAAUAUUCGGACCCGAGAGCUGGAGCAGCUGGUGCGGCCUUGGCGAUUUGUGUCUUCCAGUGCUCAGCAGACCGGGAACCGGGGACCACAAGUACCUUCUUGGCUUGGAGGAUCGGCGGACCCUUGUCGGUCUUGGCGGGAUAGAAGGAUAGGAUGUGCAAACCUUCAGACUUGAUUUCUAUUAAGCUUUUUCAUUUAAUUUGUAAAGCUGUGUACCGGCUAUGUAGGUUUUCAAGGCGGUAUUUGGAUAAAGUUGUUUACAGUACUGCGCUUUCUGACGAAUUUAGGUUCAUCGGUCUGAUUUUCACGUAUUGCUCAGAGAUGUACAGCAAUCAAGUAUCACUUUGCCACACCAAUACGACGCUUAUGGAACAUCCCUAUCAAUUUAACCAAGAUUAUCCAGCAGGAUGAAUGGCACUUGUUACACCUAAGAAGAAUUACAGCAGGUUUCCUUGGGAUGGCAGCAGCUGUUCUUCUCUGUGGGUGCAUUGUAAUUGCAGUUGGCUUCUUUUGGGAGAAAAGCCUCACACAGCAUGUUGCUGGUCUUCUUUUCCUCAUGUCAGGCAUCUUUUGCACUAUUUCCCUCUGUACUUAUGCAACAAGUAUAUCCUUUGACCUAAACCGCCUUCCCAAAAUUAUCUAUGGUCUGCCUGAUGAUGUUGAACAUGGAUACAGCUGGUCUAUAUUCUGUGCAUGGUGCAGUUUAGGAUUUAUAGUUGCAGCAGGAUGCCUUUGUACCACUCACCCAUUUAUUAGCAGGACAAAGAUUAGCCAUCUAAAAUCUAUCAUAGAUUCUUCUGUAUGACUUUUUUAUGAGAUACCUUUUUUUGUUUAUAAGGCAACAGGAAGAUAUAUAAGGGAGCUUAACACAGAAUCCAAGCACAGACAAAACCCAAAUCCUUUAAAUACUGAACACUGACUUAGCAGCCAGGAAACACAAAAGAUAUUUAUGCUUCCAUGGUGGCUGAUAUAUCAAGUUCAGACAGCAAAACUGUUGUAGAACUGAUGGUAAUUUAGCACAAUGUAUAUGCACAAAUGAAAUGAAACUAUUUCUACUUGAACAAGAAAACUGUGUUCAUGUUUCAAUUGCCAUUUGCUGUCCAGAGUCAUGAGGUUCAUCUGAGUGGCUAUAUAAAUGGCUUUAAAAAGAAAACUUGGUACGUAAGGUUAAAACAGCAAAAACACUACUGCCAUAUUAUCUAGUUGGUAAGAAUUUUUCCUUAUUUUAAUUAUAUUUUAUAUUAUUUUUGACUUGUUAGGUGAUACUUAGUCUUUAUUAAUUAUUAUAAUUAUUUUAGUAGUUACCAAAAUGAUGUAUGGGAGAGGUUUGAAAGAUUUCCUGUGCAAGAAAUGAAUGAAUCAUUUGUUUUUAGAAGAAACAGAAAUAGGAGUUAGAGUAGAAUGACUUCCCACUUUAUGUAGGAAAAGUUAUACAACCCAACGCCAUAUAUAAAAAAGAUAAAAUGUAUAAAAUGGAUUACAGCAUUGGCAUUAUUGGAAACAAUGCAUAUUAUGUGUUUCAGGGGGUUUUUUUGUCUAAAAAGAAUGGCAUAUUAUCUGUUAAUAAAAUUCCUGAACAAGUGA
Protobothrops mucrosquamatus (brown spotted pit viper) is the source of this 1645-nucleotide messenger RNA. RefSeq names its product transmembrane protein 178A (gene TMEM178A). Gene Ontology annotation, cellular component: endoplasmic reticulum membrane. NCBI's taxonomy places the organism in Eukaryota, Metazoa, Chordata, Lepidosauria, Squamata, Viperidae. Gene Ontology annotation, biological process: regulation of cytosolic calcium ion concentration; negative regulation of osteoclast differentiation. The transcript is spliced from 4 exons. Bases 519 to 866 code for a protein of 115 amino acids. The record is from RefSeq and is a predicted model, not a curated record.